Neopelma chrysocephalum (saffron-crested tyrant-manakin) is the source of this 6958-nucleotide messenger RNA. RefSeq names its product SET binding factor 1 (gene SBF1). The annotation marks the transcript as partial. The record is from RefSeq and is a predicted model, not a curated record. The transcript is spliced from 39 exons. NCBI's taxonomy places the organism in Eukaryota, Metazoa, Chordata, Aves, Passeriformes, Pipridae.
CCUGGCAUUCCCGGGGGCUGGGGGUCCUCUAAUCCGUCUCUUGUCUCUGCAGGGAGCGGGGAUGGACAGGGACAGAUCCUCCAGCGCUUCCCGGAGAAGGACUGGGAGGACAACCCCUUCCCACAGGGCAUCGAGCUGUUCUGCCAGCCCAGCGGCUGGCAGCUCUUCCCGGAGAGGAACCCCCCCACCUUCUUCGUGGCCGUGCUGACCGACAUCAACUCGGAGCGGCACUACUGCGCCUGCUUCACCUUCUGGGAGGCCGUGGAGAGCCCACAGCCCCAGAGCCACCCCAGGAAUGGUGAGGGCGAGGAAGGGGAGGAGGAGCCGUCGUCUCCCGUCCAACCUGCCCAGCUCUUCGCUCCCAAGAGCCUGGUGCUGGUGUCCCGGCUGGACCACGCCGAGGUGUUCAGGAACAGCCUGGGGUUGAUCUACACCAUCUACGUGGACGGGCUGAGCGUGUCCUUGGAGAAUGUCAUCGGGAACCUCCUCACCUGCACCAUCCCCAUCACGGGGGGAGCACAGCCUGACGCGGACGACGAAGCAGCGAGGACGAUCUCCCUGGGAGCAGGGGACAGGCAGGUGAUCCAGACUCCCAUCAAUGACUCUCUCCCUGUCAGCAGCUGCAGCGUGGCCCUGCUGUUCCGCCAGCUCGGCAUCACCAACGUGCUGUUCCUGUUCUGCGCGGCGCUGACCGAGCACAAGAUCCUGUUCCUCUCCAGCAGUUACCAGAGGCUCACAGACGCCUGCAGGGCUCUCCUGGCUCUCAUGUUCCCCCUCAAGUACAGUUUCACCUACGUGCCCAUCCUGCCCGCCCAGCUCCUGGAGGUGCUGAGCACCCCCACCCCCUUCAUCAUCGGGGUCCACUCCAUCUUCCAGUCAGAGACACAGGAGCUGCUGGACGUGGUGAUCGCGGAUCUGGAUGGGGGGACCGUGAACGUUCCCGAGUGUGUCCACAUCUCCCUGCUCCCCGAGCCCCUGCUCCAGCAGACCCGGGAAGCCCUUUCCAUGGUCCUGGACCCGGAGCUGGAGGUGGCUGAUCUCGCCUUCCUCCCUUCCACCAUUUCCGCCUCUUCCCUCAAGAUGCAGGAGAACCCCUACCCCGCAGUGACCAUGCACAAGGUGCAGAAGCCCACGGAAGGUUGUCACCUGCGGCUCCACCAGAAGCCCUUUCCCCGGCUGGACGAGGGGACGGUGCAGUGGAUCAUCGACCAGGCCACGGCCAAGCUGCAGACGGCCCCUCCGGCCGUGAAGGCCGAGAAGAAGUGCAUGGUGCCCUCAGGGCCCCCCAUAGCUGCCAUCCUGGAGCGCAACGGCAACGCCCUGGCCAACAGCGCCCGGCGCCUGGAGGUGGUCAGGAACUGCAUCUCCUACGUCUUCGAGAACAAGAUGCUGGAGGCCAAAAAGCUGUUCCCGGCCGUGCUGCGUGCCAUGAAGGGCCGGGCCGCCCGCCACUGCCUCACCCAGGAGCUCAACCUGCACGUGCAGCAGAACCGGGCCGUGCUGGACCACCAGCAGUUCGACUUCGUCAUCCGCAUGAUGAACUGCUGCCUGCAGGACUGCACGGCCAUGGAUGAACACGGGAUCGCCGCCGCGCUCCUGCCGCUGGUCACUGCCUUCUGCAGGAAACUGAGCCCGGGCAUCACCCAGUUCGCCUACAGCUGCGUGCAGGAGCACGUGGUGUGGACCAACAUCCAGUUCUGGGAGGCCAUGUUCUACUGCGACGUGCAGAACCACAUCCGGGCCCUGUACCUGGACAGCAACGAGGAGAACCACGCCGAGGAGGAGAGCACGGAGGAGCCCCAGGAAGCCAAAUCCGCCCUGGAGAUCGCGUCGGAGCAGCUGCGGCUCUGGCCCACCAUGAGCCGGGAGAAGCAGCAGGAGCUGAUCCAGAAGGAGGAGAGCACGGUGUUCAGCCAGGCCAUCCACUACGCCAACCGCAUGAGCUACCUGCUCCUGCCCCUGGACACCAGCAAGAACCGCCUGCUCCGCAGCUCCGGCCUGGGCGACGUCGAGAGCGUCAGCAACAGCUUCGUCACCAACAGCAUUGCCGGGAGCGUGGCCGAGAGCUACGACACCGAGAGCGGCUUCGAGGACGCCGAGAGCUCCGACGUGGCCAACUACGUGGUGAGGUUCAUCAACCGCUUCGUGGACAAGGUGUGCACCGAGAGCGGCGUCACCAACGAGCACCUCAAGGGGCUGCACGUCAUGAUCCCAGACAUCGUGCAGAUGCACAUCGAGACCCUGGACGCCGUGCACAGGGAGAGCAAGAGGCUUCCCCCCAUCCAGAAGCCGAAGCUGCUGCGGCCCAACCUGCUGGUGGGCGAGGAGUGUGUGAUGGAGGGGCUGCGCGUGUGCCUCAUGCCCGACGGGCGCGAGGAGGCUGCCGGGGGCAGCGUCGGGGGGCCACCCCUGCUCCCCGCCGAGGGAGCCAUCUUCCUCACCACCUACAGGAUCAUCUUCAAGGGAACCCCCACCGACCCGCUGGUGGGGGAGCAGGUGGUGAUCCGGUCCUUCCCCAUCGCCUCCCUGACCAAAGAGAAGAAGAUCAGUAUCCAGGCCCAGGCGGAUCCGUUCCUCCAGGAGGGAUUGCAGCUGCGCUCGUGCACAUUCCAGCUGCUGAAGAUCGCCUUCGACGAGGAGGUGGCUUCGGACAGCGCCGAGAUCUUCCGGAAGCACCUGCACAAGCUGCGCUACCCCCAGCACGUGCGCGGCACCUUCGCCUUCACCGUGGGCCAGUCGCCCAAGCAGGCCAUGCAGCCCAAGGCCAAGGAGAAGAACCCCUCGCUCAGGACACUGUCCAAGAACCUGGUGAAGAACGCCAAGAGGACCAUCGGCCGGCAGUACGUGACGCGCAAGAAGUACACGCCGCCCGCCUGGGAGCAGCGCGGCAGCCAGCACUUCCCCGAGGACAACGAGGACGAGAUCUCAGUGUCCGAAGACAUGGACAGAAGCACUUUGACCCCCAGCACCACCAUGAGGCCCUCGGACAAGAUGACCAACGCUCACGUGGUGGAGCGCGCCUGCUGCCGGGACUACCAGCGCCUGGGGCUGGGCACGCUGAGCAGCAGCCUGACCCGCUCCAAGAACGAGCCCUUCCGCAUCUCCACCGUCAACCGCAUGUAUGCCAUCUGCCGCAGCUACCCCGGGCUGCUCAUCGUGCCGCAGAGCAUCCCCGACAACACCAUCCAGCGCAUCUCCCGCUGCUACCGCCAGAACCGCUUCCCCGUGGUGUGCUGGAGGAACUCCCGCACCAAGGCCGUGCUGCUGCGCUCGGGGGGGCUCCACGGCAAGGGCGUCGUCGGCCUCUUCAAGUCCCAGAACGCCCCCACCGCAGGUCCCUCCCAGACGGAUUCCACGAGCCUGGAGCAGGAGAAGUACCUGCAGGCCGUGAUCAACUCCAUGCCCCACUAUUCCGAUGCCGGCGGGCGCAACACGCUCAGCGGGUUCACCUCGGCACACAUGAGCAGUGCAGAUUUCUCCGACAAGAGGCAGCAGCCUAAGCUGGGAUCGCUCAUGAAGCAGGUGAUGGGAGGGAAGGACGAAGGGCCUGGGACUUUUAGCCGCGGAGGGCUGGGUCACAGAGCCCGGGUCAUCACCCUGUCCACCCCCAAGUGCGCGUCGCCGAAGGGCCGCGAGACGCCCCGAGGGAAGUGGGGCAGCAUCCGGGCCAGCGGCCGCAUGAGCAGCUACGCCCUGAACGUGGAGAUCGGGUCCCGCCUGGCCGGGAAGGACCUGCUGGGGGCCCAGCACAACGGGACCCCCGCCGAGACCGCCUUCCUGCGGCAGCACCGAGCCUCCCUCUACAUCAUCGGGGACAAGUCCCAGCUGAAGGGGGUGAAGCCGGACCCGCUGCAGCACUGGGAGGUGGUUCCCAUCGAGGUGUUCGACGUGCGGCAGGUCAAGGCCAGCUUCAAGAAGCUGAUGAAGGCCUGUGUGCCUGGCUGCCCCUCCAGCGACCCCAGCGUGGCCUACCUGCGCUCCCUCGAGGAGUCCGAGUGGCUGUCCCAGAUCCACAAGAUCCUGCAGAUCUCGGUGCUGGUGGUGGAGCUGCUGGACACGGGCUCGUCCGUGCUGGUCAGUCUGGAGGACGGCUGGGACAUCACCACGCAGGUGGUGUCACUGGUGCAGCUCCUGUCAGACCGGUACUACCGGACGCUGGAGGGGUUCCGGCUGCUGGUGGAGAAGGAGUGGCUUUCCUUCGGCCACCGCUUCAGCCACCGCGGUGCCCAGACCCUGGCGGGGCAGAGCAGCGGCUUCGCCCCCAUCUUCCUCCAGUUCCUGGACUGUGUGCACCAGAUCCACCUGCAGUUCCCCAUGGAGUUCGAGUUCAGCCAGUACUACCUGAAGUUCCUCAGCUACCACUACAUUUCCAACCGAUUCCGGACAUUCCUGCUGGACUCGGACUACGAGCGGAUCGAGCUGGGGCUCCUGUAUGAGGAGAAGGGUGAGAGGAAGAGCCAGCAGGUCCACAAAUCCAUCUGGGAUUACAUCGACCGGAUCAACAGGAAAACUCCCGUCUUCUUCAACUACAUGUUCGCGCCCGAGGAUGGGGAGGUGCUGAGGCCGUACAGCAACAUUUCCAACCUGAAGGUGUGGGAUUACUACACGGAGGAGACGCUGUCCGAGGGCCCCUCCUACGACUGGGAGCUGACGCAGGGGCAGCCGGAGCCGGUGGAGGAGCCGGACCGGCAGGACACCGGAGCCCCCCAGAGCAAGCGCAGGAUCAUCUGGCCCUGCUAUGACAACCGGAGCCGCGUGGAGCCCGACGCCAUCUCCAGACUGCUGCAGGAGCUGCACAACCUGAAGACGGAGCUGGGGCACGUCCAGGAGCGCUGGAAGGAGACGUGGGACGGGGUGAAAGCGUCGCAGAGAACUGAGACACGGCAGGAAGGCAGCAGGACCCCCAGCUCCCUCCUGAUGUCCUCGGGGCUGUCCCACCACCGGCGCUCGCUGGGCGUGUACCUGCAGGAGGGCGGGGUGGGCUCCACCCUCAACCUGAGCCUGGACAGCGACACCAGCAGCACCUCCACCCCGUCCAGCGGGAAACCGGGCGGGCGCCGCAGCACCUCCACCCUCUACAGCCAGUUCCAGACCUCCGAGAGCGAGAACAGGUCCUACGAGGGCUCCCUGUACAAGAAAGGCGCCUUCAUGAAGCCGUGGAAGCCUCGCUGGUUCGUGCUGGAUAAAACCAAACAUCAGCUCCGGUACUACGACAGCCGGAUGGACACGGAGUGCAAAGGGGUCAUCGACCUGGCCGAGGUGGAGUCCAUCACCCCGGGGACCCCCACCAUGGGGGCCCCCAAGACAGUGGAUGAGAAAGCCUUCUUUGAUCUGAAGACGACAAAACGAGUUUACAAUUUCUGCGCCCAGGACGUGCAGUUGGCCCAGCAGUGGAUCGACCGCAUCCAGAGCUGCCUGUCGGACGCGUGAGCGGCCCCGCGGAGCCGCAAUUCCAGGCACGGCUGCCGGCCCCGAGCCGGGAGCAGAGGCAGCGCCAGGCUCUGCCUGAGCCUGGGACUGAGGAGAGGAGGGGAUGGCCUCCCUCCCGCCCGCCCCGGGCAGGGCGGGGCCGUUCCCGGGGGUAGGACGGCGCAGGGAGGGAUUCCUAAGGCAUCCCUCGAGUUGGAGCGGGCGGGGGGACCCGGCCCCACCCGGCCCUGUCUGAGCCCUGUCGUGACUCCGUGUCCUCCGUGUGCCCGAGCCCCAUCCCGCGCCCCGGGCAGGGGGUCCUGGCCCUGCGCCCCCCACCCCACACUGCUGGAGGAGCAGGAGCUGCCCCCUCAUCCUGCCACCGCUUGCAUGUCCUGCCAGAGCCCCCCGGAACCUGCCCUGCUCCUCCCACCGGGAGCGUGUCCUGGGCUCCGCUCCCGUCCCCGUCCCCGGGGAUGUGCAGGGAUGUGCAGCGCGGGGGAUGGCGGCGGUGACACAGCGGAGCCCUGGGACCAUCCUGUGUCCCAGCCCCGGAGCCCCCGCGCUCCCAGCACAGGAUCGGGAAUGCUGGGAUGCUGCAGGCGCCGUGUCCCGGAGGGGAUGUGGCCGUGGCCGUGGCUGGAGCCCCCUCGGGCUGUGCCGGGGUCCCUGUGCUGGCUGGGACAGUCUCUACCUCCACGGCCAGACCGGCUGUCCCGGGGGGGCACGUUCCCUGUGGGAGGUGCCAAAUGCUGGAGCCUCCCGGGUGCCCCUCUGGCCCCUCGUGUCGGGGGGGACCGGCCCAGUCCCCUCCCCAGGAUGAGGGUCCCCUCGGGGCGGCGGCGAUGACGGGGCUGGCACAGGCUGGCACAGGGACAGUGGCCCUGCAGGUGCCACCCGGUCUCUUUGCACAGGUCACCCCCCACAACCCCCUGUGUGAAGGGGGGGCAGCACCAGGAGGGCACCACACGCGCUGAGCUCUUCUCCCCCCACCCCAGGGCUCUCCCCUGCCCCGAAGCCCCCCAUGUUCCCCCCUCUGUGCUCUGCCUGGGGGGCUCGGCUGGAGCCCCCGGCCCCCCGGAGGGCAGCUCCGUGUCCCCCCCGCUGCCCCUCCCCACUCGCUGCCGUGUCAGUGACGGGGGACCCUCGGUACAGACCCUGCUCCUGCAGCCCCCCCCGCACUGGUGUGAACUGGGGGGUUCAGCCCCAGCCCGGGGGCCGUGGGGGGAGCCCGACCCGGCACCGUGUGGUGGCUCCGGCCCCGCUGCCCCCCCGGGACCCCCCCCGCCGCCCCCCCCCCCCCCCGUGUUGUUUUUAAAGCCCCCCUUCCCCGUGCAGAGCCCCUUGUACAGUCCCCGUUCACUGCCCCAGCCCGGCUGUGCAGGUGUAACACGGAGGUUUGUAACUUACCUGAGCAGUUGUAGAUUAUUGAAGUUUCUGUACAUUGUGUCAAACAUGCAGAGUCCUUGUAUUGUAUUUGUGCCUAGAGGAAAAGGUUAUUCUAUAAAGAGAAAACUAACGGAAUUUAAUAAAAAAAUUAAUAUGACAG